GAUAUGUAUCACGAAGUACCCACUUGUCAUAUAACUACUGGGUACUACGUCGGUUUUUCGUACAUGAUGAUGCGCCGCUAUUUGGAUGCCAUUCGUACGCUGUCCGCCACGUUGGCCUACAAAUCCCGAGCCAUAGGAAUCGUCCAGCGUGCCGAGUUGCGUGAGUACAUCCAGAAACAGUCAGAUCAAAUGUCCAGCCUGUACGGAUUAUGUCUCACUCUGUGCCCUUUGUCCACGGAUAAUACGCCGGAUUCGGAUAGGCGGGACAAAUUCGCAGAGACGCUGAUUCGUCUUCAACAACUGUGA
This is a messenger RNA of Opisthorchis viverrini, 306 nucleotides long. RefSeq lists its product as hypothetical. Gene Ontology annotation, biological process: translational initiation. NCBI's taxonomy places the organism in Eukaryota, Metazoa, Platyhelminthes, Trematoda, Opisthorchiida, Opisthorchiidae. Gene Ontology annotation, molecular function: translation initiation factor activity. The record is from RefSeq and is a predicted model, not a curated record. Bases 4 to 306 code for a protein of 100 amino acids. Gene Ontology annotation, cellular component: cytoplasm; eukaryotic translation initiation factor 3 complex. The transcript has a single exon.